Molecule: messenger RNA, 2591 nt
Organism: Pecten maximus
Lineage: Eukaryota; Metazoa; Mollusca; Bivalvia; Pectinida; Pectinidae
Product: uridine 5'-monophosphate synthase-like
Exons: 11
Coding region: 11-1450 (479 amino acids)
Biological process (GO): 'de novo' pyrimidine nucleobase biosynthetic process; 'de novo' UMP biosynthetic process
Molecular function (GO): orotidine-5'-phosphate decarboxylase activity; orotate phosphoribosyltransferase activity
Source: RefSeq, a predicted model, not a curated record
UGUUCCAAAAAUGGCGAGCCAAGACAACCGUCUCGACAAUUUUAUAGUGAAGUUGUUUGAAAUUGAGGCGAUUAAGUUUGGAACUUUUAAGCUCAAGUCUGGUAUAGAGUCCCCCGUGUACUUUGACCUGCGCGUGAUCGUCUCGUUCCCAGAUGUCAUGAAUCAAGUAUCCGCCCUUAUGUGGGAAACUAUUGAAAAGACUGGAUGUAAAUUCAAGUCAAUAUGUGGGGUGCCUUAUACUGCCUUGCCUAUAGCUACAUGUAUCUGUGUCCAGAACAACUUCCCGAUGUUGAUUCGCCGUAAAGAAGCGAAAGACUACGGCACGCGGCGCAUGAUAGAGGGUCGUUAUGAAGAUGGUGACGUGUGUCUCAUAGUGGAGGAUGUUGUCACCAGUGGAAGCUCCGUCCGUGAGACAGCUGAGUCAUUACAAAAUGAAAAGAUCAAAGUAACGGAUGCCAUUGUGUUGCUGGACCGAGAACAGGGAGGAAAGGUUGCCCUCGAGAGGAAGGGGAUUAAGCUAUACAGUGUUAUAACUCUGUCCCAAGUGCUAUCCACCCUCGAGAGACUUAACAGACUUGACAGUGAUACAGUUAACAGGACCAACCGCUUCAUACAGGACAACAGGUUCGAUGGGCCUGUUGAUGCCAGCAAGGCAGGCAAUGGCUCAACUGUUCCAAAGGUGAUGAGCCACAAGGAACGAGGCGUUAAGUGCAGCCAUCCAUUGGUACGAUCUCUCUACUCUAUCAUGGCUCAGAAGGAGACCAAUCUGUGUGUCUCUGUAGACUGUUCCAGUAGUCAAGAGCUUCUACAGAUGGCAGACAAGGUUGGGCCACAUGUGUGUCUGGUGAAGACACACAUAGACAUGUUGGAGGACUUUACAACAGACAUCACAGAUCAGCUACAGAGGCUGGCAGACAAACACAACUUUCUCAUCUUUGAAGACAGGAAAUUUGGUGACAUUGGUAAGACGGUGUGCACACAGUAUCAGGGUGGAAUGUACAAGAUUUCAAGCUGGGCACACAUCACAAACGCCCACCCUGUGCCUGGGCCGGGCAUCGUGAGCGCUCUCGCAGAGGUUGGUAAGCCUCUGGGACGUGGAUGUUUGAUGGUGGCCGAGAUGAGCUCCGCAGGAAACCUUGCUACAGGGGAGUACACCAAAGCUGCCGUGAAGAUGGCCGAGGGUAACAAGGACUUUGUGAUUGGCUAUAUAUCUCAGUCUCGACUGUCAACAGACCCCGACUUUGUUCACAUGACACCUGGUGUCAAGAUCCAAAUGGGCGGGGACUCCCUGGGGCAGCGAUAUGUAUCCCCACAGACAGCAGUAACUGAGAGGGGAGCAGACGUAAUCAUCGUUGGACGUGGAAUUACGGGGGCGUCAGAUCCUCUUGGGGCAGCUAAAGAGUAUAAGCAAGCUGGGUACUCGGCCUAUCUGAACACUCUUAACCACUAGUCAAAUGAUGAAGAAAUCAGAUGACUGUGAAUCACUAAUGAUAUGAACCCAUCCGACAACCAUGAACAACUAAACAUCUGAACAAGUCGGACAACCAUGAACCACUAAACAUUUGAACCAGUCCGACAACCAUGAACAACUGAUCAUCUGACCAAAUCUGACAACCAUUAACGGCUGAUCAUCUGAAUCAGCCUGACAGCCAUGAACCACAGAUCAUCUGAACCAGUCAGACAACCAUUGACUGCUGAUUAUCUGAACCAGUCAGACAACCAUUGACUGCUGAUUAUCUGAACCUUAAGGGUUUUUAAUGGCUCAAAUUUUUGCAGCAUUAUUUAAAUCUUUGGACCAAAAAGUAUUUUUUCCUCCAUAUUAAGCAGAUCAUUUUGGAAGAUUGUAUUAACUGAUUAUUGUCAUUGCAAAUCAAUUAUAUAUUGGAUCAUUGAUGUACAUGAAUGCAUUAUUCCCUUAAAGACCUUGUUGUGUAUCAAAGUAUGUUUUCAUUUCGAAUUAUCAUUUACAUUCAGAAAUUAUAAUCAUGUAUAAAAUAUGCCAUUUGCAUUUUAAUACUCACAAAUAACAUAUUUGAUGAAUGGUUGUAAAACAAGUAUUAUUUUAAGUGAUUACAAUAAUAGCAUAUAUCUUGUUAAUUGUGGUGUUUUCUACCUCAUUUCUUUUCACUUAAACGAAAUGUGUUAUAAGUCCUCAGCUAUUUGCUCCAAUAAAAAAUGUCCUUAGAUCAAAUAAAUUUCUACCUGUGGACAACCUUAAAGUGCAUAUAAGCAUGUGAUUUUAUAUUAUUCAUAAAUGUCUUAAAGAUAACAGUUAGUAUGUGUAUGAAAGAUUUUCAAAAAAUAUGUAUAAUUGUGAGCAGUUAUUCAGAAAAAGGGUUUUUAAUGAAUCUCAGUGCUAAUUAACUAUACUAUUAACUACAAUGUAUACUGUAAACAGUAUGUUCAUUGUUUGUGUGUAAAUAAGAUGCAUGUAAUGUAUCUCACUUGGCCAGAAAAAAAAUGUGUUCAUGUUAAUAAAUUGUUUAAUGAAGUUUAAUACAUUGUUCAACGAUGACAAUUACAGGUCUCGCGUAUUUCUGUAUUCAUGGUUUGUCAACAUUUAAUAGAACAAUAAAAUUUGAAGUAAAAUU